Molecule: messenger RNA, 2764 nt
Organism: Pteropus alecto (black flying fox)
Lineage: Eukaryota; Metazoa; Chordata; Mammalia; Chiroptera; Pteropodidae
Gene: MICU1
Product: mitochondrial calcium uptake 1
Exons: 15
Coding region: 323-1930 (535 amino acids)
Biological process (GO): calcium import into the mitochondrion; mitochondrial calcium ion homeostasis
Cellular component (GO): uniplex complex
Molecular function (GO): calcium ion binding
Source: RefSeq, a predicted model, not a curated record
GGCCCAGCGGCAAGGAGAGUCACGUGAAGCUGGGCGUUGGACGCUUGUGUCGGCUGUUUCUUCGUCUCUAUGGUUUUCAGAGGUGGGCGGUUUUGACGCAGAAUCCCUGGAGCUCGUGCGUGGACGGGGGCUUGAGAGGAGUCGGUAGUCCUGCCUACUUCCUGUCCUCCGCUUUACUUCACUUCACUCGAUCCCUUCUCUCUGUCCCGGGAGAACUUCUAUCAGUGCCGAGUCGCUGGGUUCACUUGGGCGCCGACGUCCCUCUCCUCACGGGCGACCAGGAGACACAGGAACUCAGUAUAGUUUGGCUGUUAGUCCUUUGAUGGUUAUGAUGUUUCGUCUUAACUCAUUUUCUGCAUUGGCAGAACUGGCUCUGGGCUCUCGAUUGUACCAUGGAGGAUCACAGCCCACCCAGAUCAGGCGACGACAAAUGAUGGUGGCUUUCCUGGGAGCUUCUGCAGUAACUGCAAGUACUGGUCUUUUAUGGAAGAAAGCCCUUGCAGAAUCUCCACCAUCUGUAAACAACCUAAAGAGUGAACUUGAUGAUAAAGAGAAGAAUAAAGAUGAAGGGGAAGUUUGUAACCAUGAAAAAAAGGCUGCAGGUAUUUGUCUUGAGCCUUAUCCAGAAGAGAGAAAGAAGAAACGUUCUGGAUUCAGAGACAGAAAAGUAAUGGAAUAUGAGAAUAGAAUUCGAGCAUAUUCCACACCUGACAAAAUCUUCCGAUAUUUUGCCACCUUGAAAAUAAUCAAUGAGCCUGGUGAAUCUGAAGUGUUUAUGACUCCACAAGAUUUUGUGCGAUCCAUAACACCUAAUGAAAAACAACCAGAAAACUUGGGCCUGGAUCAGUAUAUAAUAAAACGAUUUGAUGGGAAGGCUGAAUUCUACAAAAAGAGAAAGAACACUUUACGCAGGGUCAGAAAGAAAAGUAAAUGGUCAAUUUUAAAGAGGAGGAAGAAAGAAGAAAGAGCCAGGAAUGGCUCUACAAAUCCUAAAAAGGAGGAAAACAGAAGGAAAAUCAUAAAGUGGCUGAAAAAGAAAUUUGCCCAGGAACGAGAAAAAUUUGCUGAUGAAGGCAGUAUAUUUUACACCCUUGGAGAAUGUGGACUCAUAUCCUUUUCAGACUACAUUUUCCUUACAACUGUUCUUUCUACUCCUCAAAGAAAUUUUGAAAUUGCCUUCAAGAUGUUUGACUUGAAUGGAGAUGGAGAGGUAGACAUGGAGGAGUUUGAACAGGUUCAGAGCAUCAUUCGCUCCCAAACCAGUAUGGGUAUGCGUCACAGAGAUCGUCCUACUACCGGUAACACUCUCAAGUCUGGCUUGUGUUCAGCCCUCACAACCUACUUUUUUGGAGCUGAUCUCAAGGGGAAGCUGACAAUCAAAAACUUCCUCGAAUUUCAGCGUAAACUUCAGCACGAUGUUCUGAAGCUAGAGUUUGAACGCCAUGACCCUGUGGAUGGGAGAAUUACUGAGAGGCAGUUUGGUGGCAUGCUGCUGGCCUACAGUGGGGUACAGUCCAAGAAGUUGACCGCCAUGCAGAAGCAGCUCAAGAAGCACUUCAAAGAAGGGAAGGGUCUGACAUUUCAGGAAGUGGAGAACUUCUUUACUUUCCUGAAGAAUAUUAAUGAUGUGGACACUGCAUUGAGCUUUUACCAUAUGGCUGGGGCAUCUCUUGAUAAAGUGACCAUGCAGCAAGUGGCCAGAACAGUGGCUAAAGUGGAACUCUCAGACCAUGUGUGUGAUGUGGUGUUUGCGCUCUUUGACUGCGAUGGCAAUGGGGAGCUGAGCAAUAAGGAAUUUGUUUCCAUCAUGAAGCAACGACUGAUGAGAGGCCUGGAGAAGCCCAAAGACAUGGGCUUCACCCGUCUCAUGCAGGCCAUGUGGAAAUGUGCACAAGAAACUGCCUGGGACUUCGCUUUGCCCAAACAGUAAUCCUGAACGGCAAGGGGAGCCACCUCCCCCACCCAAGCACCCUGGCCCCUUUAGCAGAGCCUUGGCACAGCCUUUCCUGCUGCUCCUUCUGGAAGGAGUGUUCCGUUCCUUUUGAGAAUGAUCUCAGGAUUCAACCAGUUUCCCCUCUCCAUCCUGCCCCCGUCCCAGUGUUCUGCUAGGCUCGGAUUUCUGCCCAAUGAUUAUCCCCGUAGGUUUUCAAAAACAUGAAUAAGUCCUAAAAAGUCAGACUUUUGGCACCUUCAACAGCACUACCCAGUCAAGCACCCUAUGGACAAAGAAUGCAAGGACAUUCACAGCUAUCUGCCAAUCCUGGGAAAUACCCAGUUCCCAAGUCAUUUUUGCUGUGGGUUUCUAUUAAUAAGAAUAUUCCUUGCUUUUUCUCCUGCUGGUGCUUUUAAGCUACAAGCUGGGAAAACCUCUGGCAGGCAAAAGGAUGUCUGUGAUGAAUGAUAAUAAGGAUGACUGGGCCACUGUGCACUGGCAGGAAGCCUGGGCCAGAGGAAGGAUCUGUGUCAGUCCCCAAGGAGGCUCAGAGGCCUGCUCCAGGAAGGCGAUGUGCACAGUGGGAAUGGAGCAAGAUUUGAAAAUUAAAGGAGCUGCUCACUGGCUCUGACCGCUCCCUAAGAAGACUCCAAUGCAACUCUGUGCUUAAUGAGCAGCAGUGAUUGAGUUCAUAUUCCCUGCAAGUGCAUUUUGCUCUGGGAGUGUGUCUCUGAAACUGAGCCUGGCUCGGGAGCCUGUCUGCCCUCUGUCUUAAACACUUGUAAAAUAUCACUUUAAUUAUAGCAGUUUGCAAUAAACCUAUACAAAGGC